GAUGCCCAUGCCGAGCAGCUAGGAGACGAUCUGUUUUACUGCUUAAACAGUCGAAAAGGAAUAGCUGGGUCGUUGAAGAGCCGUCGUAGAUGUAUUACCCCGUGACAUCACUCGUUCUCCCGCCCUGGCAGUCGACACACAGCCAGCCCUCACCUCACAAACAGAACAGCAAAAACCCCCGGCGCAAUGUCCAACCUCGCCUCCUACAAGACUUCGCUCCUGGAAGCGGCCCUGUCGGGCGGCGCCCUGCGCUUCGGCUCCUUCACGCUCAAAUCGGGCCGCCAGUCGCCGUACUUUUUCAACGCGGGCUCCUUCUUCACAGGCGCGCUCCACGUCCCCUUUGUCGACGCCUUUGCCUCCACGAUAACCUCGUCCCCCGAGAUCCACGGCCAGUUCGACGUCCUGUUCGGCCCGGCGUACAAGGGCAUUCCCCUCGCGGCGGCCGUCUUCUACGCCCUGGCCAAGCAGCACCCGGAGCUGUACGCCGAGGUCGGCUACACGUUCGACCGCAAGGAGGCCAAGGACCACGGCGAGGGCGGCGUCAUGGUCGGCGCCCCACUGCAGGGCAAGCGGGUGCUCGUGAUUGACGACGUCGUGUCGAGCGGCACGGCCAAGCGCGAGGCCAUUGAAAAGAUCACCAGCGCGGGCGGCAAGGUCGUGGGCAUCGUGGUCGCGGUGGACCGCCAGGAGACACUGCCCGACGGCAAGAGCAGCGCAAUCGGCGAGCUCAAGAAGGAGUACGGCAUCCCGAUCCUGGCCAUUGUCAACCUGGAGGACAUCCUCACGGGGAUGAAGGGCAAGAUUGCGGACACGGAUAUCGUCAGGCUCGAGGAGUACCGGGCUACCUAUGGUGCUUCUGACUAGGAAGUGACCUACACCUAUAAAAUUGCGUGUAGGAUGGUUUGCAGAUGGCUGAGGAGAACGAGGUUCGUGCAAGUGCCUCAGGGGCGGGCGUUUCAAGCAUUGCCUGCCAAAAUGUACGGAAGAAUAGAAGCUCGUUACUCAGGACGUGGCUAGCCUGUAUGUGCCACGAAAGCAGAUGAGAAACAGCACGGCCGCGACACAAAUUCGAA
Microdochium trichocladiopsis is the source of this 1073-nucleotide messenger RNA. Its product is annotated as phosphoribosyltransferase-like protein. The transcript is spliced from 2 exons. Gene Ontology annotation, cellular component: cytoplasm. Bases 187 to 864 code for a protein of 225 amino acids. Lineage: Eukaryota; Fungi; Ascomycota; Sordariomycetes; Xylariales; Microdochiaceae. The record is from RefSeq and is a predicted model, not a curated record. Gene Ontology annotation, biological process: 'de novo' pyrimidine nucleobase biosynthetic process; pyrimidine nucleotide biosynthetic process; pyrimidine ribonucleoside biosynthetic process. Gene Ontology annotation, molecular function: orotate phosphoribosyltransferase activity.